Messenger RNA from Diaporthe citri, 1974 nucleotides. RefSeq lists its product as uncharacterized. Lineage: Eukaryota; Fungi; Ascomycota; Sordariomycetes; Diaporthales; Diaporthaceae. The record is from RefSeq and is a predicted model, not a curated record. Gene Ontology annotation, molecular function: RNA polymerase II transcription regulatory region sequence-specific DNA binding; DNA-binding transcription factor activity, RNA polymerase II-specific. Gene Ontology annotation, cellular component: nucleus. The transcript has 3 exons. Gene Ontology annotation, biological process: regulation of transcription by RNA polymerase II. Bases 1 to 1974 code for a protein of 657 amino acids.
AUGGACAUCCGCGGCGCGCGACCACCUGGUCCUCCCACCAUAUCAAUAUACGACGACGACCGCUAUGGCUCAAGUCAGAGACCUUUUGGCUCACACGGGCCUUUCAACCCCAAUUUUGACCGAACCUUCUCUCCGGGAGGAAUGGGAAUACCAAAUGCGCCCUCCCACGAGAACCCUCCACCUGCUCUUCCCCCACCACGUUUCGUGCCCGUCGAAGGGCCGCAAGCACAUCACAACGACUUUUUCGAGCGACAACGCAAGGACUCAUACAACGAGAGCUUCUUCGGGGGCAGGGAAAGUGGCUAUGGUAGUUGGAAGUCGAGGGCCACACCAGACGAUUUUGACUACCGCAGGAGAGAAAGCAACACGACCCUGACAGGCAAGGACGAAGGCUAUUCGAGUUUGUCAAGUUAUGCCUCCUCAACUUCACGAGACAAAGGCCCGAGUUUCCGCGUCCACGACCAGUACAAGUUUCCCUCUGGCGACUCGUAUGACAGUCAGCAGCUGAAGAAGCUGGAUGCAAAGAAAGGCUUGGACAAUAGUGUGCCGUCUCGUGGAUCUGCAUUGAGCGCGUCUAUGCGCUCGCUGCAAGACGGCCCGUCUCCUACAUGGCCCUCUUCCGACCGGCCCCAUAUCCAGCUCCCUCAACUCUCGCUCCCGACCCGCUCUAAGCCUGCCCCUAUUCUUGAGUCUACGGGCUAUGCGGACACACCUCUGAACUCGGCAGUGUCUCCUCGAAGUACCCCUUUUGCGCAACUGGCUCGGUCGCAGGACUACCGCUCACCCAUUGAGCCGCCAUCAGCGAUUGACUUUGACCGGAGCCCGUUUUCAAGGACCCGAAGGCAAAAUUCAGGCGCAUUUCCUGGCGACCUGACGCCGGCGGAUACGUAUGACCACGAGAUGGAGUUUCCAAUGGACGAGACGAACCGUUUGCGCCACAUCCAUUUGGACGAUGGCCAGCACUCGCGUGUCAACAGCCUUGAUACCCAGUGCCAGAGUCUGAAGCGACGCGCGUCCAGCCCCCCUGUUGAAGAACCCGCUCUGCGGAACGCGUCUAGCCACAGCGAUCUCCUUCGCCGCCGUGAAGGUAUCUCAAGGGGUAGUCCAGCGCCCCGGCUCUCGGUUAACCCGCCCCACGGUAGUAUAUCCUCCGUGUCGUCAGGCGACCGAAGCGGAAGCCUUGGAGGAUUGAGCACAGCCACUAGCAUGACCUCUUCGCUGUCUUUUGGCCGGAGGUCGCCCAUCGGUCUGUCGCCAAGCGGCCUGUCGCCGACAGAUGUAGCAAGCUCACCCUUCGCCACACCGAACUCGUUGACGCUUAGUCCAAGAACGACGAUCGUGCCUCGGACCGGUCUGCACCAAAGGGGACCAAGCGAUCAGAGGAACAUGGUAAGUCCUCGGAAGCUGACGGAGCCGACCUUGCGAACGAACAACGGCGUCGGGAAAAUCCAAGGAUUCUACAUGUGCGACUGUUGUCCCAAAAAACCGAAGAAAUUCGACACUCGUGAAGAACUGGGUGCUCAUGAGGCUGAGAAACAAUAUGAGUGUGCCUACUGUGGAAAUCGGUUCAAGAACAAGAAUGAGGCUGAGCGACACCAAAAUUCGCUGCAUGUACGGCGACACUCUUGGUCUUGCUCGGCACUUGCAACUUAUGACAGGGCGUUCCACGAAUCAACCACACGGCCUGGUGAAGCCGACACCUGCGGAUACUGCGGCGAGGAGUUCGCUCGAUCCGGGUUGACCCCUGCGGGGCACGUGCGGCAUGUCACUGAACAGGACUGGGACGAGCGCGUGCGUCACUUGCAAGACCACCACAAGUUCCGCGAGUGUAAUAGCUCCAAGAAGUUUUACAGGGCCGAUCAUUUCCGACAACAUCUUAAGCAUAGCCAUGCGGGAACAAGUGGCAAGUGGACCAACAUGCUGGAAAACGCAUGCAUGAUGGAAGAGGAGCCGCCGCAACCACCCGGGAGGUGA